Lotus japonicus is the source of this 2307-nucleotide messenger RNA. RefSeq names its product glycerol-3-phosphate dehydrogenase SDP6, mitochondrial. Gene Ontology annotation, biological process: glycerol-3-phosphate metabolic process. Bases 105 to 1991 code for a protein of 628 amino acids. The transcript is spliced from 7 exons. Gene Ontology annotation, molecular function: glycerol-3-phosphate dehydrogenase (quinone) activity. The record is from RefSeq and is a predicted model, not a curated record. Lineage: Eukaryota; Viridiplantae; Streptophyta; Magnoliopsida; Fabales; Fabaceae. Gene Ontology annotation, cellular component: mitochondrion; glycerol-3-phosphate dehydrogenase (FAD) complex.
UAUAAUAAACAAUAAACCCACACGUCAAACUUCCACACUUUUCAACCGUUCUCUCUUCAAUUCAAUCACGUUCCGCCACCGCGCUUUUUCCCCUUCUCACCGCCAUGAUUCGCCUGAGAAGACUCGGCCCCGCCGUCGGAGCAGCCAUCGCCACCGCCUGCGGAGGCGCCGUCAUCCUCUACAAUCCUUCCAUCUCCGCCAACGACUACGGCGGCGGUUCCCGCCUCGAGAGCCUCCGCCAGAGGGUUUACGACCAGAACGCUGUUGUUCCGUCGAGGGAGACGCAGCAGUCGGCGCUGAUGGCUGCUGGUAAAGGUAAUCCACUCGAUGUUCUUGUUAUUGGUGGCGGAGCUACUGGCUCUGGCGCUGCGCUCGAUGCCGUGACGCGAGGGCUGCGAGUUGGCCUUGUGGAGCGCGAGGAUUUCGCAUCCGGAACUUCUUCUCGAUCCACGAAGCUUCUUCAUGGAGGAGUUCGUUACUUGGAGAAAGCUGUGUUUAACCUUGACUAUGGGCAAUUCAAAUUAGUGCUUCAUGCGCUUGCUGAGCGUAAACAGGUUAUUGACAAUGCACCCCACCUAUGCCAUGCAUUGCCAUGUAUGACACCAUGUUUUAACUGGUUUGAAGUACUAUACUACUGGGCGGGCUUGAAAAUGUACGAUUUGGUCGCAGGAAGACAACUGCUGCACUUCUCAAGAUAUUAUUCUACAAAACAGUCUGUUGAGCUCUUUCCCACUCUGGCUAGGGAGGUAAACAAUAGAAGCCUAAGGGGCACAGUUGUUUAUUAUGAUGGGCAGAUGAAUGAUUCACGGCUUAAUGUUGGAUUAGCUUGCACUGCUGCUUUAGCUGGUGCAGCAGUGCUGAACCAUGCAGAAGUGGUAUCCUUACUGAAGGAUGAUGCUGGAGAACGGAUCAUUGGUGUACGAAUUCGGGACAAUUUGACUGGCAAAGAGUUCGAUACAUAUGCAAAAGUAAUUUUGAAUGCAAGUGGCCCAUUUUGCGACUCUAUUAGGAAAAUGGCCAACAAAAAUUCACAAGAAAUGAUUGCUCCUAGCAGUGGCGUACAUAUUAUACUUCCUGAUUAUUAUUCUCCGGAGGGAAUGGGCUUAAUUGUUCCUAAAACUAAGGAUGGGCGUGUUGUUUUCAUGCUGCCGUGGCUGGGACGUACUGUUGCUGGAACUACAGAUUCUAGUACUGCCAUUACUUAUCUUCCAGAACCGCAUGAAGAUGAGAUUCAAUUUAUAUUGGAUGCGAUAUCUGAUUACCUUAAUGUUAAAGUACGUCGCACUGAUGUUCUUUCUGCUUGGAGUGGUAUUCGCCCAUUAGCAGUGGAUCCAACAGCGAAAAAUACUGAGAGCAUCUCGAGGGAUCAUGUUGUCUGUGAGGAUUACCCUGGUUUGGUCACCAUCACUGGUGGCAAGUGGACUACCUAUCGCAGCAUGGCAGAAGAUGCUGUUAAUGCAGCUAUUAAGUCUGGAAAGCUGACCCCCACCAUUGGAUGUGUGACAAAAAAUCUGGCCAUUGUUGGUGGUGAAGGGUGGGAACCUUCUUCAUUUACAGUUCUUGCUCAACAGUAUAAGCGCAUGAAAACUACACAUGGUAAAGUUGUUCCUGGGGCAAUGGACACUGCUGCUGCAAAGCACUUGUCUCAGGCAUAUGGAACAUUGGCUGAGCGUGUGGCCGCCAUUGCUCAGAAUGAAAAUUUGGGGAAGCGACUUGCCCAUGGUUACCCAUAUCUGGAGGCAGAGGUAGCUUACUGUGCUCGGAAUGAAUAUUGUGAAUCUGCUAUUGACUUCAUUGCAAGGAGGACUCGUCUGGCGUUCCUCGAAACCGAUGCAGCAAGAAGGGCAUUGCCUCGGGUCAUUGAAAUAUUGUCAACUGAGCACAAAUGGGACAAAUCAAGGCAGAAGGAAGAGUUGCAGAAGGCUACAGAAUUUUUACAGACUUUUAAAUCCUCAAAAAAUGCUCAGUUUCAUGAUGGGAAACACAAAUAGUUGUGGACUUGGAAGACAAGGAAGUUUUUCAUCUAACAACAAUAUGGUAAUCAUUUUUCUCUUCUAUGGAUCAAACGGUGACUAUGCUGGCCAUAGAGUGGUUAAACACCUUUGAAAUCAACUCUUCCUCCAGUUUGUCUCAGACUUACCUGCCAAAAUUGCAUUGGUGGGUUAGGUAGAUUGUUUUGCACAGUUACCUACCAAAAUAAUUCUUCUUGAGAUUAAUACCUUUGGUUUUUUCUCUUCAUAUAACAUUUGACAUUUUCUGUUUUUUUAACACUCAAUGAUUAUAUAUAGAAUUGACUUUUCUGUUGCA